CCCCGCGCCUUCUUGGUGAAGCGGCGCAGCCCGCAGCCCGCGCUGCGCAGCUGGGACGGGCUGCCCGACGAGGAGCGCGCCGAUACCUACGUCCCAGGAGAGAUAGCCUGCUCCCUGCUCAGCUAUGAGGACAGCUGCAGCUUGGAGAGCAGUGGGAGCAGCAGCACCAGGGAGGCUGGCCCCAGCGACCCGCCCACCCCACAGCCUGCAGCGGACGCGGGCAGCACCGAGGGCAUCCUGCUGGACCUGGCUGCCACACGCCCCCUGGUCAGAUCAAAAAUCAAGUUCACCACCGGGACCUGCAGCGAGGCCACAAUGCACAAUUGUGAACUGUGUGGCAAAGGCUUCCGCCUGCAGCGCAUGCUCAACCGCCAUGUGAAGUGCCACAGCCAGGUGAAGAGGCACCUGUGCACCUUCUGUGGGAAGGGCUUCAACGACACCUUUGACCUGAAGAGACAUGUGCGGACCCACACAGGAAUUCGUCCUUACAAAUGUGAGAUUUGCAACAAAGCCUUCACCCAGCGCUGCUCCCUGGAGUCCCACCUCAAAAAGAUCCACGGUGUGCAGCAGCAGUAUGCCUACAAGCAGCGACGAGACAAGCUCUAUGUCUGUGAAGACUGCGGUUACACGGGCCCAACACAGGAGGACUUGUACCUGCAUGUCAGUAAUGUCCACCCCAGCAGUGCUUUCCUGAAGAAGACCUCAAAAAAGCUGGCUGCUGCCAUUCAAAACAAACUGACCUGUGUCCUGCAGAGAAGCACAAAAGAAGAUGAAAAAGACCAAUGAAACAGUGGAUUACCUUGGUCACACACCAUGAAGUUUACACUUAGGACAUGUUUAAUAGUUUUGAAAGGAAUCUGUUUUAACCAACCUUGAUGCCUUUUUUGUUGGAGGCUGACGACAUGGCUUCGAGCCUUUGUGUGAAAGAUGUGACCUUGCCAUGAUGCAUAUGUCCAGGUUUUUUCUUCUUUAAUGUGACAAAAUGGGAAACUUUAGGGAGGUGGUGUUUCCCAGAGGAUGGAGCACUAGGCCGGCACUCAGGACACCUGGCUUGUAUUCUUUGCUCUGCCAUUGGCUUGUUGAGUGGCCUUCAUACAUCAUCUCACCACUCCGUCCCUCAGUUUCCCCAUCUGUAUCAUGCAAAUAGUGCUCUUUGUCUCCUUCAUCACCCUCUUUGAAGACUUUGGAUGGAAAAUACCACAUAAGAGUUUGGUGUUCUUGUCAAGAGGGAAAUUGCAUUGAGAUGGUGUUAUGGAUGACAGCACAUAUCAGGAAGUUAAGAACUGCACAGACUCUGUAGCACAAACCAAGCAAUAAAUAUAAAUCAUAGUUAAGGUUGUUAGGGCAUGUGGUUUCAGGUUGGCAGAAAGAUCAUUAAAGACAUGUGAGAUUUUUUUUUCACAAUCUUUUCUACUUAAUGUCAAUGCACCAGUUAUGGGGGUGUGCAUGGAGAAAAGUGCAUUUCUUACUUAUUUAAUAUAUUUAGAUUUUUUUUUUAAGAUCAUGUUUGUUGCCAAUGUUCCUGGAUAUGUAAUGCUUGGUUUGGGGACGAUUGCUGCAUCCCAGAAAUGACUUUUUUUUACCUUGAAGUUAUUAAGAUUGCAUUUUCAGCCUUUGCUCCAUUGUAAUGUAGGUUUUUGGUUAUUUUUCAUCUGGGAAUUUUUCCUGUUUCUUUAAAAAAAUGUUCAUAAAUGACUACUGAUAAAUGACACUCCUUGUAACAUUUCUAAUGAUUUGGAGGUAGGCAGAAUCUACCUCAAAUCAGCUUUCAGUAUACUGAACCAUCCAAGACAGAUUUACUAGUACAACAAAAGAAGUGCAAAGCAGCCCAAGAGAAGUAGCCAACUCAGAUUGGUUGGCAGCAAAAAUAAAUAAAUAAAUAAAUAAAUUUAAAUGGUAUGGCUAGAUCUAGACCAAAGUCCUGCAAUUAUCACUGGUUUACAGGUCUGGCAAUGAGGCCUGUGUGGGAAGGAGAAAAGAGGCCAGUCUUGAAAUUUCAGUGUGUCUUUACCUUAAGGCAGAGAUACUCUGGGACUUCAAGUCUGGUUGGACCAAGACUGGCAGAGACAAGACUGGACUUCAAGACUGGUAGAGACACACUGGGACUUCAAAGGCUGACCCCACCCUACCCUUCCACUUCAGUUUCUCUGGCAGAGCUGGUGUUCAGUGGAGCUGAGACAGGAACACUGUAUGGAGCCCUUCCAGCACCGAUGCCCAAACUUGUACUCAGCCUGGGAACCUUUAAAGACCAAGUCAUUCAUCAGUGAAAACUCUGGACACAGUUCCAUUCUUCCUUGAUGCAUCUCUUGAAUCUUUGGCAGCAGAGAAGACAAGAUACAGGUACUAAAUAUUUUAAAGGAUUUCUUUUUAAAUUAAUGUAUAAGUUAACUGAUCUAUGCAUUUUCAGACUCAUUUUGCACUCAAAAGGAUGCUCUGUAAAUUUAGGGACAACAUGUAUUUUGCAUCACAAAGAGAUUGAAUACCUUUUUAGGGCAAAAUGGAGCUCAACCUGAAAUACAGGGUCAGGACCAGUGCCUCCACGAUCAUUAGUCUUAAAAAUUAUGCAAGAUCCUGAUUCUGUUCUGUAGAGAAAAAACAUUUUCUUGAUGUUUAUUUGAUUGCCUCAAUCUUGUAGAGAGAUCUUCUCAGGCUUUUUUUGGAGGGGAGCUCUAAGGUGUUUUUAAGCAUUUUUUUUUUAAUGAAGUGACUUGAGCAGAACUGGGGAAUGUUUGGGGUCUUGGGACACUUAAAAACAAAAAGCUACUAUGUAAAGAAUUAGAAAAUGUACUGUCCUGUGUAAUAAGAAAGCUUCUGAGGAAUAUUUGAAUAAAUUGAAUUCCAUGUAAACAAGUA
Gavialis gangeticus (Gharial) is the source of this 2853-nucleotide messenger RNA. It is a transcript of the gene OVOL2, whose product is annotated as ovo like zinc finger 2. Gene Ontology annotation, biological process: epidermal cell differentiation; regulation of transcription by RNA polymerase II. Lineage: Eukaryota; Metazoa; Chordata; Crocodylia; Gavialidae. The transcript has 4 exons. Gene Ontology annotation, molecular function: RNA polymerase II cis-regulatory region sequence-specific DNA binding; DNA-binding transcription factor activity, RNA polymerase II-specific. The annotation marks the transcript as partial. Gene Ontology annotation, cellular component: nucleus. The record is from RefSeq and is a predicted model, not a curated record.